Messenger RNA from Fomitiporia mediterranea MF3/22, 1580 nucleotides. RefSeq lists its product as uncharacterized. Gene Ontology annotation, cellular component: delta DNA polymerase complex. Bases 21 to 1580 code for a protein of 519 amino acids. The record is from RefSeq and is a predicted model, not a curated record. Gene Ontology annotation, biological process: DNA replication; DNA strand elongation involved in DNA replication. NCBI's taxonomy places the organism in Eukaryota, Fungi, Basidiomycota, Agaricomycetes, Hymenochaetales, Hymenochaetaceae. Gene Ontology annotation, molecular function: DNA binding. The transcript is spliced from 6 exons.
CGUACUUAUCCAUUAUCCAUAUGGGUGAGCCUUUACCAAUCCCAGAGUCUGUUUCCCGAGCAGAAAACACGCACAUUAACCUUCCUAAUGAGACACCGUCAUUCCUACUCGGAGAAAACCACAAAUCAUAUAGACACCAAUUCUCAAACAUAUACUUUGCGAGGCUUACUUUACUCAAAAAUAUCGUGGAAAAGAAAGCAAAAGAGCGGUGGAAGGGUCUGAGUGGUUCGCCUCCGCUUGUUCCUCGCGUGCUCGACGUUGCAAAGUCUCAAGUAUGCUUCAUCAUCGGAACCGUGUAUUUGAACAUGCCUCAAAAGCCAAACGUCCUUGAGGACGUUGGGCGUGACCGAUAUUUACCGGAACCAGCCCCUCGCGAGAAAUAUCUAUCACCGGAAGAUGAAAUAGUACUUGAAGAUGACUCUGGCCGAGUGCAGCUUGUUGGAGAAGCAUUGCAACGCGUCAUAGAUUAUUCCUCGUCUGAAGAAGCAAAUGGUGACAAACCCAAUGGUUGGGGCAACGUGCUUGUAUCCGGUGUAAUAAUGGCAGCUCUCGGUCGAGAAACAUCAUCCGGAGCAUUUGAGGUCAAGGACGUAUGCUUUGCUGGGAUGGCACCUAUGCUUUUCAAAAGCCCCAAAACGGGUGACAACAUGGAAGUGGACACCGAAUUUCCGGAUAGCUGGAUUGCUUUUGUAUCUGGCCUCGAUAUGGGGGAGAGUUCAAGCAUGGAUCCUCGAAUGCAAAUGCUCGUUGAGUACCUUAGUGGCGAGGCAGGCGCACAAGAAGAUACCAUUUCUCAAAUAUCGCGGUUGGUCAUAGCCGGGAACUCCCUUGCUCCUGUGACAGCCGUUGCAGAUACAAAAUCCACUGUCGUUGACACUGGCUCAAAAUCGAAACGCUUCGGACAAGAAGCGUCGAACUUCUCUCCUGUACCUACAAAUAUGCUCGGCGACUUUCUACUGGACGUCGCAAGUGUAAUGCCCGUGCAUCUUCUUGCUGGUGCGAGGGAUCCGUCUGGAACUCUGCUUCCUCAACAAGCUCUUCCCCGUGCAAUGUUUGGAGAAGUUAAAACGUUUGAGAACUUCUCUUGCGAGACGAACCCGGCGUGGCUAGGCUUCAACGCAGAUCCUUCCUCUGGAAAAGACGCGCGGCAGCGUGCUGUCCUUGUACAUUCCGGACAAUCCGUGGAAGACAUGUAUAAAUAUGUUCCUUCACCACCAACGACACGCCUGGACCUGGCCUGUGCCACUCUGCAAUGGAGACAUAUAGCACCCACUGCACCAGACACUCUGUGGUGCUACCCGUACCAAACCACAGAUCCGUUUGUACUAAAGCGGACGCCUGAUUUAUAUGUGGUUAGCUGUCAGCCCGAAUUUGGAACGCGACUAGUCAGCAGUAAUGAUUUUGGUGAAACAGCUACCUCGGAGGACGGAGAGCGAAAGUGCAGGGUUGUUCUUGUUCCGAACUUCAACGAAACAGGAUGUCUAGUAUUAGUCAAUAUGCGAAGUCUGGAAGUGAAGUGUGUGGAAUUCGGUCUGGCGGGUCGCCUGAAGGAUGCAGAGCUACCUUCUGCGGAGAAAUGA